This is a messenger RNA of Protopolystoma xenopodis, 579 nucleotides long. Lineage: Eukaryota; Metazoa; Platyhelminthes; Monogenea; Polystomatidea; Polystomatidae. The record is from the annotation of a GenBank genome assembly.
GUGCGAAGUAGACACAGGGCGAACCAACGUAGGGGUUAUCCGAAAAAGCUAGGCGGAGCAGACGAGCGCACUGUAAUCAAAGCAUCUCUAUGCUUCCGCUCCACGAAUCAGAUGUUAAAGUUGGUUUGGAAACAGAGUAAAUUGAAGGCUGAAAAAGUCAUAAAAACAUAUGCAAGUAUUGACUCCCUCAGACAAUAUUUUGAUGUUGAACCAGGAGAUGCACUCACUAGAGUCAUUGCGUCUUUUAACCCUCUUACUGUGUCCAAAGAGAUUUACUCUGAGCUGUAUGGACCCGUUAUGAUAUGCUUUUCUCUUGUGGCCGUUUUACUCUUUGAAAUGAAAAUGUCUGAGCUAAAAUUGCAAGAAGGUACCCUAAUGGGCUCAGCUAUCCUUACCUCUUUGGGAUAUUGGAUUGGUGUAUCCUUUUUAUUUGCUUCGCUGGCAUAUAUCACAUCAGUCAACUUGCAGAUUGUUCAGUUUUUGACUUUAUUCGUUACCAUUACUCCAGGUAUCGUAUCAUUUCAACAGGACCUUACAAUUUCUCAAGUUCAUGUUGGACCUACUUCUAUUCUUCCUUGA